Oxyura jamaicensis (ruddy duck) is the source of this 3957-nucleotide messenger RNA. RefSeq names its product V-set and transmembrane domain containing 5 (gene VSTM5). Gene Ontology annotation, biological process: filopodium assembly; positive regulation of excitatory synapse assembly. Bases 108 to 704 code for a protein of 198 amino acids. The transcript is spliced from 4 exons. The record is from RefSeq and is a predicted model, not a curated record. Gene Ontology annotation, cellular component: axon; dendrite; plasma membrane. NCBI's taxonomy places the organism in Eukaryota, Metazoa, Chordata, Aves, Anseriformes, Anatidae.
GAGGGAGGGAGGAAGGCCGGGAAGGAGGGAGAGGCCCCGCGGCUUCCUCCUCCGGGCCGGGCUGGCCCGCCCCGGGGGGUCGAUGCGAGCCCCCGGGCUGCUGGCUGAUGAGACCUCCGCGGGGCUGCCGGAGGCGCGGAGUCGUCGUGGGCACCGUCACCCUCUGCCUGGCCGCCGGGUGGGCUCUGCAGACCCCUGGAGGAGUAUCACUAACUGUCCCACAGCCCAACAUCAACGCAACGGUGGCACAAAAUAUCCUCCUCUCGGUUGAAUACUCUUGCAGAGGCAUCGCCACCGUUGAGUGGAAGCAUGUGUCGAGCUGGGGCACCACCAAAAUUGUGGAGUGGAAAAGUGGGAACUACGUUAACAUAUCCACUGUCUACAAGGACAGAGUGACUAUUUUUGAAAAUGGCUCUAUACAGCUUCUGAACGUGGGCAUGAGAGAUGCUGGCUACUAUUUUGUCACUGUCACGGAGGAGUAUGGAACCAACACCUACGGCGCCAUCAUAGUCAAUGUUUAUGAGAUUAUCUAUGAAGAUAUACAUUUUGUAGCGGUUCUCUUUGCAUUUCUCGCUGCAGUAUCUGCCAUUUUGAUCUGCUUCAUGUGGCUGUGUAAUAAAUCCCUGCAUCUAUUCCAGAAGACGACACAUAAGCUAUCAGCAAGUACAACUGAAGAGAUUGAAUUGGAAACCAUUGAAUGUUAGCCAAGGACUGUCUCAUAACAAAAAUAACAACUCUACCUCAGGAGAAAGUAUUGGCAAAGAAAGCAAGAAGAAACAUAAGGUAAAGUGUCUGUGACUACUGUAGAAGCUGUUUGGCUUGCAAAGCUAAUAGGACACGAAAUGAGCUGUGUCUGAUGGAGCUGUUUUGACCUGUUACAAUUUCAGCUCUGCUAGUCAUUGUCAAAGUAAAAGAGUACGCUUUAAUGGCUGAGCACAAACACAUUUUUGUGGCUAACUAAUAAAAUCCACAGCCUCUACUACUCUUAACAACCACCCAACUAGUAUCAGCCCAUAAAGGAAAUGAUCAUACUCUUGAAGGACGCCUGCAUUUUGGCCACGGCAAGUAUCCUGCUAUAGACCAACCGGCCAUUAGGAUCAUUCAACAUAAAUUAUUAUGUCUAAUUACAGUAUUACAUUAAAAAAAUUAACUGCAAGGAUUGAAUCCUGUUUAUUGUGCAUAUGCUGCUACUUUCAGUCAUAAGGAAUUUCCUGAAGGUCUGAACACAAACUGUAAUUCUUCUUGAGACAAAACUGACUUUGAAAUAAUGCCAAGCUGGUCAAAGUUCCACCACGUACAUUUCCAAUUGUUUACAUUGCUCGGGGCUAUUAACACACAUUUUAUUACGUUACUAGGAAAGGUUGUUAAGUGGGGAACUGCACACAGGCACUGAAGAUGACUAACGAUUAGAGUGGGCAGAUAAAAUACGUAUCACACCUGUGGCAUGAAGGAAAUACCAAACAGUUUCCUUGUGAAAGAUGUCGAGCCCUUUGCAAACUGAGCCCACUGAUGAACUGCCUAUCGAGCAAGAAAAAAUUAAACAGCCUUACAAUUACAAUUACAGUUCUGAAAUCACUCUAGUUAAGAAAAGACACCUUUGCUUUCCUACGUAGUACAAGACAAGUAAGCUAGCUAGUGCUUUCAUGAAACCACAUGCUGCACUUGAAUUCUCCACCUGCAGAUCUUUUGGGUGGAAUAAAAUUUGCAUUUGUGAGAGAGAAAGCACUAAACUGAUGAAUCUUCAAAUUAACCCAUUUUGCUUUUGUAAAGCAGUGUGAAAUAAACAUUGAAAUGUAAGAGACUGCAGGCUAAUCUCUGUCUACAGAUGCCAUGUGGCUUUUUGAGCUUAACUGCUGCUACUACUUCUCUCACGCUGCAGCUCACUCAUUCUCAUACAGUUUUUACAAGUCAUGCUGACAGCUUCCCCUCCCUCUGCUCAAGGACUACUGUGCUCAGGUGCAGAGAUUAGACCUGUAAAAACAACGACUUUCUUGCCAAGUGCAUAAUAAAGUAGAUAGGUGCUAGAAAAUUUUUUUCCAAAGCAUCCUGAACAUAGUACUUUUAAAGAGUCAGCCCCAGAUUGAGUGGGCCAUUUGUAGUACGAAGGGCCCGAUAUCCACUCAUAAAUUCACAUGCUAGAUUCAGCUGGCUGCUCUUUCCUUUGUCAAGGAGGAAAGAAACUAAAAAUAAAAUUAAAUUAAAAUCCCAGCUACAGCACAGCUUUGUAAAGGAACAAUUUGUUCCAAUUCUUCACAUUAAGUAUGUAUUUAUUACCGGUCUUCUGUAUGUUUGAAUGAAGCAAGCUUUGAUUUCACAGAAGCUUAGAAGCUUUAACUACCAAGCUUGUAGCACUCAGUAAGGUAUCCAUAUAGCAUAUGGAACAUACAUAAUUUUUUUUCAGUUUAUCUAUUUCAGAUUAUUAUUUUUCAGUCCCUAAAUCUUAGAACUUGAAGUUAUUCACUAUGCUGAGCAUAUAGCAGGUGCAUUGCCAGACUUGCUUAGAAAGUACAAUUAAGUGUAGCUUACAUGUAAAACCAUUAGUAGCUACUAACAUCUACUUGAAUAAUGUAAUUGUCAAAGUCAGCAAACAUAUGCAGGCAUAAACAACCUUUUGAAUUCAUUGCUCUAAUUGUGGAGAUUAUUUUCACUUUCAAAAUACAAUACUUGAAGCUGGGAUAAAAGUAGUAAAUGACUGUUUAAAAUCCUUACAAUUCAGACGCACUGUAACAGCAGUAUGAAGUUUCUGACUAGUGUGGUUCUACCUCUCAGCUUGGCUAAAGGUAAAGCAGUUUCAGGCUCCCAUCCUUGGUUAUUGAUGCUGCUGCCACCAAUCUCUUUUAUGUAGCGAUAGCCUAGAUGAAAAAGGAGGAUUCAAAGAACAUUCAGUGAUCCCAUACAGCAGUUAACUUGUGCACUGCUUUGCUCCUAGACAAUUCCUUGCAGGAAAAAAUUAUCCAAAAUGAAACAUGGUUACAGGUACUGUAACAAAAUAAUUCGCAUUCUAUGAAACUGGUAUUUGUCAAGAUGCAUUAUCCACGUCAAUAGUAUGUUAUAUACAAAAUGUGAGGCUGUUUGGAGCAGUCCCAUGCUACACAGGAGGUGCUGAAGGAUUUAGUUUUACUGCAAGCUUUUAAAAAAUGGAAGUUUAGAAAUUAAAGAGCAACUCUUAUUCCAUUCAUAAACUGCAUGCAAAAUCGCAGCAAAAGCUAAUACUUAGAACAUUCCAAGUGAUCAAAGGGAUUAAACCAUUUUUAAUUAAAGAGAUGUCCAAGUUCCUAAGAUUGCUUUGGCAAUCAAGUGUAAAGGUCUUAAUCAUUCGUUAAUGUCUCCAUCUCAUGCUUAAAGACAUACUACCAAAAAUUUCAAGACUGUUUCUAUUGUUAGAAGUCAUAUCAGUCUGUUUUUUCGUUGGCGUUGAAUACACAGGGAUUACUAAUUUUAAAAGACACUUUGAAGAUUUCAAAUCAUCUUGGGGGUUGGUUUUUAAUAACAGCUAAGCUUGAAAGUCUUUAAGUGAAGAUAUUCAGCUGAUGUGUAGUGCUUACACUCCUGGAAUAGGAGAAACGAUCACCUUGCUUGUGUUUAGUUUUUUCCCCUCCCAGAAGGAAACAUAUCCUGCAGCCAUAAGAACUUAAUCGUUCUACAGUGAUGAUUUGGUAAUGAAGUGCUUAUUUGACAAAAAGACUACUGCUACACACAGACUUGUCAGUUUGAGUUAAAUUUAUCUGUAUACUUCACUGUUUUUAAGUUUCAUACACUCAUCUUCUAAUUUUGAUUGAAAGAUGUGUUGCAUUACUAAAACAGCCUCAUUGCAACCAGAUGCGUGACAAAUGUAUCCAGCUGUGAACUGAAGGGAACAAAACCCCUCUCUGUCUGUAAUCCUACAGCUUCUGCUAGCCAAGCAAUAUAGCAACAGGCAGCUCAGGUGUUAAGACUUGCCCAUCUUAAGACAAAGAU